AAGCCUGCCGGGAAUGACAGCUCGAAGCUCGAUACCGACAAGCCUGUUGUUCUAGUUCGAUGCCGUCCAGCUCAAGAUAGCAGUCGCAACCUCACAGUCGAGAUGGUCGGGAAGCGUUGGUUCACGGACUUCCUUACAACCCACCAGGUCGAAGAUCGUGGUCUGAGCGGACUCGACAUCGAGACCAAAAUUGGAGGUCGCUCCGCGCUCAUUUCCAAGCUAGUGGCUUUCAUGAAAGACACUGUGUACAAGACUCGUAUCCCUUCUGUCACGAAACGUCGAACUUGUCUCCAGCAUUUCAUGCGCACGGGAGUUCAACUUUGGGGUCUCACCAUUGAAGAACAGCGCAAGGUGCUCUCCCAGGAGGACGGGACGUGCUACGCCGCCUCGGAGAAUGACUAUGAAUGGAACGACCCUGAGCAGCCAUUCAUUGAAGUUGACGACGACAAUGAUGAAGAAGAGGAGCAGGACGAAGACGAGGACGAGCACGAGAGCGAGAAUUAA
Messenger RNA from Seminavis robusta, 504 nucleotides. Lineage: Eukaryota; Bacillariophyta; Bacillariophyceae; Naviculales; Naviculaceae. The record is from the annotation of a GenBank genome assembly.